AUGGUCUCCAACAGCAGCCUUUUACGCCUUGUUCAACUUCAAAGGCUUAAUCUUGCUGAUAACAACUUCAAUUUCUCCCAGAUCCCAUCUGAAUUCAGCCGUCUUUCUCGUUUGACAUAUCUCAACCUCUCCAAUUCAUUGUUUUCUGGCAACAUUCCAUCAAAGUUCUCAGACCUUUCCAAGUUAACAUCCCUUGAUUUUUCAUAUAAUUCUAGUCUACAUCUAAGAAGCCUAAAGGAUUUAGUUCAAAACUUAACCGGCCUAAAAGAUCUACGUCUCAGGUACGUUCAAAUAUCAUCUCCAGUGCCUGAAAUCUUAUCAAAUUUAUCUGGUUUGACAACACUCUAUUUGGUUGGUAACGGAUUUUAUGGAGAAUUCCCAGUAGGAAUUUUUAAGCUACCAAAGCUACAGGAUCAUAGGGUGACUUUCAAUGAAGAUCUCACGGGUUCUUUGCCAGAAUUCUGCUUUAGCAGCCCUCUUAAAAUCUUAUGGCUUUGGGAUACUGCUUUCUCUGGGAAACUGCCGGCUUCAAUUGGAAACCUUGAUUCCUUGAAAGAACUGUACAUUGGGGUCGGUAAUUUCUGGGGUAGCACUCCACCUUCAAUUGGUAACCUUACAAGACUCACUACUUUGUUAUCAGGAUCAAUUCCAGAUUCAUUUGGUAACCUUACUCAACUUACUCAUCUAGGCCUUUCCCAAAACUUUAUCAGAAUUUUGGACCUUAGGUUCAACAAGCUACAAGCGUUACCCCAAAUUCCACCGCCAGCCACUACGGUUUAUUUGGUUGCAAACAACAUGAUUCAAGAACAAAUUCCAUCACAGAUCUGUAGCCUUAGUUCUCUGUCUUCCAUUGACUUGUCCAACAACAAAUUCAGAGGCAUACUUCCUGAUUGUUUGAGAAACUUCAGUAGCUCGUUGAGCAUAUUGAAUCUUCGAGGCAACAUUUUUCAUGGUGUGAUUCCUCAACUAUGUGCAAAAGGAAGUAUAAUAAAGAUGAUUGACUUGAGCCAAAAUCAAUUCACAGGGAUUCUUCCAAGAUCAUUGUCAAAUUGUGGAAUGCUAGAGAUUUUGAAUCUUGGAAGCAAUCAGUUGAAAGAUGUUUUCCCUUCAUGGUUGGGAACACUUCCUGAACUAAGCGUACUUAUUCUGCGACAUAAUGGAUUCCAGGGGGUGGUGGGGAGUCCUACAACAAUGUUUGAAGCUCCCAAGUUGCACAUUCUUGAUCUCUCCGCAAAUAAAUUUACAGGUUUUUUCAUGCAUGAAUAUUACCCUUACUCAAUGGUAAUAACAAACAAAGGCCAGGAAACUAUAUACUCUAAGAUCAUUGAGGCCUUGGCAAUUAUUGAUCUUUCAAGCAAUGAAUUCAUUACAGAAAUUCCAGAAUUCAUUGGCAGUUUAAACGGGUUCCAGUUGCUUAAUCUUUCUAAGAAUAACCUUACUGGUCAUAUCCCGAUAUCAUUAGGAAACCUAACAACGUUGGAGUGUUUGGACAUUUCUCAAAACAAGCUCUCAGGACAAGUACCUUGGCAACUUACACAACUCAUUUUCCUUGCUUCCUUCAAUGUCUCACAUAACCAACUUACAGGACCUAUACCAUAUGGUAAACAGUUUAAUACAUUUGACACUAGUUCAUUUGAUGGAAAUUUGGGAUUAUGUGGAUACCCAUUGUCAAAGAAGUGUGAAAAUCUUGAGCCUGCUGCUCUACCCACUUCAAACAUUGAAGAAGAUCAAGACUCAUGGUUUCACAUUGAAUUUGAUUGGAUAAUAGUCCUAAUGGGAUAUGGUAGUGGCGGGCUUGUAAUUGGGGUGGUUGUUGGAAUCAUUGUGUUAAAGAAGAACCAACAUUGGUUUAGAACUUGGAAGAGGCAACUUUGUUAG
Messenger RNA from Quercus robur (English oak), 1878 nucleotides. RefSeq names its product receptor-like protein 43. Gene Ontology annotation, molecular function: protein binding. NCBI's taxonomy places the organism in Eukaryota, Viridiplantae, Streptophyta, Magnoliopsida, Fagales, Fagaceae. The record is from RefSeq and is a predicted model, not a curated record. The transcript is spliced from 4 exons. The coding region runs from base 1 to 1878 and encodes 625 amino acids.